AAUUGGAAGCAAAAGUUUUAGGAAAAUGUUUGGACACAAAGGUGAUGUGUUUGAAUUUUUUUUUACAUAUGGUUUAAAUUAUUUUGAAGUUGUGAAUGGUUUAAAAUUAUUUUAAAGUUGUGAAUGGUUUAAAUUAUUUUGAAGGUGUGAGGUGUUUUGUGGUCUCCGUUUGCUGAACGUUAUAUGGAUUCGAGGCUCAACUGAGAUGCAAAAACAGAGUGUCAGUCAAUGAGAGCAAUUUUACAUCUCCUUCGCUCACACUCUUCUCCUCUCUCCCACUUCAAUUUUCAUAUCCAUCUCUGUCCUCGUUUCUUCUCAUCAUCAUCUUCUCGCUUUCACCUUCACCAACCCACCUCCGAAGAAGCACUGCAACAACACUCUCACCAUACCCAACACCUCUCCACAACUUCCCACAGAGAAAAACCAUUGAUUUCUCUCAUAAAAUCAUGUUCAAGAAACACCCAUUUGGUUCAAAUCCAUGCACAUCUCCUCCGAACAUCUUUCCUCCAAACCCCCACCAUUUCUCUCGCCUUCUUGACCCACAUCGCUCUCCCUCCGUCUCCCAAUCUGAGCUAUUCCCUUCUAUUUUUCUCUCAAAUUUCGAAACCCAAUAUCUCUCAUUACAACACAAUGAUCAGAGCUUACUCAUUGAGUAAUUCUCUUGAGAAAAACUUCAAAUUUUACCGAGAAAUGCGACGAUAUGGUAUAAGCCCUAACCCAUUAUCUUCUUCUUUCGUAACCAAGUCUUGUAUUAGAAUGAAUUCGUUAUUGGGUGGUUUGCAAGUUCAUGCUAAGAUUUUGAGUGAUGGGCACCAAUCUGAUAGUCUUUUGAUGACUACUCUGAUGGAUUUGUAUUCAAUUUGUCAGAAGUGUGAUGAUGCUUGUAAGGUGUUUGAUGAAAUGUCUCACAGAGAUACUGUUGCUUGGAAUGUCUUGAUUUCUUGCUACACUCAUAAUGGUCGAACCCGGGAUGCUUUGGGUGUGUUUGAUACGAUGCAGAGCUCGCGGUGUGGUUCUCAACCUGAUGAUGUUACUUGUCUGCUUGUACUUCAGGCUUGUGCCAAUUUAGGUGCGUUGGAAUUUGGCGAGCGGGUUCAUAGUUUUAUUCGAGAACAUGGAUAUGGAAAUGCUCUCAAUCUAUGCAAUUCUCUUUUAGCAAUGUAUUCGCGAUGUGGAUGUGUUGAUAAGGCUUACGAGGUGUUUAAGGGCAUGCCUAAUAAAGAUGUGGUUUCUUGGAGUGCAAUGAUUUCGGGUUUAGCAAGUAAUGGACAUGGAAGAGAAGCUAUUGAAGCAUUUAGGGAGAUGCAGAGAAUGGGUAUUGUGCCUGAUGAUCAAACGUUUACAGGGGUUCUUUCUGCUUGUAGUCACUCUGGGCUUGUUGAUGAAGGUUGGAUGUUUUUCAAUUCUAUGAGUAAAGAAUUUAGGAUAAUGCCCAAUGUCCAUCAUUAUGGUUGCAUGGUUGACCUCUUGGGUCGUGCUGGUUUGCUUAACCAGGCCUAUGAUCUUAUUCUUUCAAUGGCUGUUAAGCCAGAUGCUACAAUGUGGAGGACUUUGCUUGGAGCUUGUAGGAUUCACUGUCACGUUACCCUCGGAGAACGCAUUAUCGAACAUUUGAUUGAACUCAAAGCACAAGAAGCAGGGGAUUAUAUUCUGUUGUUGAAUAUUUAUUCUUCUGUUGACGAUUGGGAGAAAGUGAUAGAAGUGAGAAAAUUGAUGAAAGAGAAAGGAAUCCAAACCACACCGGGAUGUAGUACAGUUGAAUUGAAAGGAGUAGUACAUGAGAAGGUCCUUUGCAUUGAAUAUCUCUCUAAGCACCUUCAGACAAUGUCGACACACUAUGCCCUUCACUUCAAACUUCUUGCAACUACAACUUAA
This is a messenger RNA of Camellia sinensis, 1875 nucleotides long. Lineage: Eukaryota; Viridiplantae; Streptophyta; Magnoliopsida; Ericales; Theaceae. The record is from RefSeq and is a predicted model, not a curated record.